Messenger RNA from Scatophagus argus, 2538 nucleotides. Its product is annotated as tetraspanin-19. Lineage: Eukaryota; Metazoa; Chordata; Actinopteri; Scatophagidae. Bases 1095 to 2069 code for a protein of 324 amino acids. The record is from RefSeq and is a predicted model, not a curated record. The transcript is spliced from 9 exons. Gene Ontology annotation, cellular component: membrane.
AGGUCAAAGGUUGCAGGUCACUCACCACAGCAGGACGCCAUCAUCAGAGCGAGCCAGACGGAGAGGAACACGUUCAUCCUGGACGAGAGACACACAGUGACUGAGAGGGGAGAGAGGGAAAGCAGUGGCUUCUGCAAGCCAAUAAAAUCACGAUGGGAAACAGCUCCAUCCAUCCGUCUUCACCUGUUGGGGUCGGGUCACGGUGGCAGCAGGCUCAGCGGGGACUUCCAGCGUCCCUCUUCUUCGCAGCGUUUUCCUGCUCCUCCUGGACAUCCUGAGGCAUUCCCAGGUCCCAGACCAGAUGGGAUGUGUAAUCCUUCAAGCAAGUUCUGGCUGUAGCUCGGGGCCUCCUCCAAUGGGAGGCGCCCAGCGGGCAUCCUGCUCAGAGGGCCUCACCACCUCAGCUGGCUCCUGUAAGCGUGGGACUGGAGGCCAUCUAGGAGCUGAUUGGUGGAAAGCUUUUAUAGAAACUAUUUUUUGGAGACAUUUAGAUUUUAUUUGUCUGAACUUGUGGCAAGAAAAGUUUUCUGUUAACAGAGUAAAUAUUGUUAUUUGGGGGAGACCUUUAAAAGCCAGAGAUUCUGAGGCUCACCUCUCCAAGUGAGACGCAGUUCAUCUUCAGUGAGUCCAACAGUGUUUUCAAGCUUUAUAUCUGUAAAAGAAGCUGGAUGCUCACUGACAUGCAGGACUGACAGUGUCUGGUCUGUGCUGCAGUGAGGUCACACGGCGCCCCCUGCUGCCCACGGUGCCCCCUGCUGCCCACAUGACCUGUGGAUCCUCCCAAACACGUCGACAUGUUUCGGAACAGUGGAUUUUCAGUCUGCUUCCUCAUUCUUGGAUUGUGUCCUGCUGGUCGUCUGCUGAAAGGCAUCAUGGGAAAUACAGCUAAUGUACAACCUGAAGUGAACAAAGCAGGAUGAGUGUGUGUGUGUGUGUGUGUGUGUCAGAUCAGUUUAAUGUUUAGAGACAAUAAGGAAGUGAACUCUGAUCUCAGGUGUUGUUGUACCGGCUGAGGCAGAAGCUGAAACAUUGGCUGGAGAACACGACUGAAGAACCUGCUGUGGUUCUACUGAACAGAACGAGACCUGCUAAACAUGAAGCUGGAGGUGACGAUUCAGCUGCUCAGGUUCUGCUCUCAGGUGUUUAACUGCAUCUUCCUGGUUCUGGGUCUGAGCAUUGCUGGCAGUGGAGUCUGGAUCCUGUUUGGCAGAGGAAACCUCCUGACCAUCCUGUCCUCAGACGAGCUGCGUACAGUGGGGGCGGGGCUGUUGCUGAUUGGUGGAGUUGUGCUGCUGGUCAGUGUCAUUGGAUGUGCAGGAGCCCACAGAGAGAACAGAUUCCUGCUGCUGGUGUACCUCAGCUUCCUUGUCGUCCUGGUCCUGGGUCAACUCUUCGUCACAAUGCUGCUGCUCAUAAACAGAGACAAGAUUGAACGGAGUCUGGAUCAAACUGUAGAUCAGAUCAUCCUUCAGUAUGGAGAAAGAGCUCAGGACAGACUGGUGGACGAGUUACAGGAACAUGGGCUCUGCUGUGGCAGGAUGGGCCCUGCUGAUUGGCUGAAGAACUCUUACAUCCAGAGUCUGAACUUGACCAUGCCACACGUACUUCCUUGUUCCUGCUUCAACUCGUCUCGCCGCAGCUUUAACUCGUCCUGGUGCUCCGAGCAGCUGAACGUCACUGAUCCACAUUAUGGACGAGGAAACAGCUCAUAUGAGCAGGGCUGCAAAAAACAGCUCAGUGAUUGGCUGCAGGAAAAUGCUCUGACAAUCAUCAGCAUGGAUGUCGGCCUCGUGUUGAUCCAGGUGCUUCAGUUUGUCGUCAUGGUCUACCUGUACCGUGCGUUCGGCAGAAAAGCGGCUUUGAAAAGAACCGGUUCACUGGCCGACUCUGACCACGCCCACCUGGACCACACACACCAGGACCGCACUCCUGAAGAUGACCUGGACUAUGCAGUGCAGAACUACGGCUACGUAGAUCCCGAUGAGGCCCGUUUAGACUCCGCCCACCCAGCGUAUUACCUGGGGCCAGCUGAGGGCCGUCAGUCGGUUCCAAACAGAGCGGGGUUCUAAACACUCAUUUUGGACUACAAAAUCUGCAGCUGCAGAAGAAAAGUAUUUAGUGUUUAUCUGUGAACUUUUCAGAAUGAAAAAGCUCAGAUACUGAAAACUACGACAUGGAAACGCAGAGCAGAGAGAUAAGAAAAAUAAGACAAUAAGAUGAUGUUUGUGUGGACUCUGAUCAGGUAACUGAUAAACAGGAAGUCACGUGGUUCUGGCAGUCCACCUGAAGGACGGGUCAUAAAAACACAUCGGAUCAGUUUGAACACACAUUUACUUUUAGUGAUUCAAAAAAGAUCCAUUUGUUGAUUUUUUGUUUGUUUGUUUGUUUUUUUGUGCAUUAAACGUUUAGGUAUUAAUACAUACAAACUUUUCUCAUACAAAGAAAAAGAAAUUUCUGCAGCAACUCGAGGCUGUUAGCAUUAUGUACCAUUUCCUUUGCUUUAUUCAUUAUCGGUACAAUAAAUACACUUGGCUCUGA